Molecule: messenger RNA, 7327 nt
Organism: Bactrocera latifrons
Lineage: Eukaryota; Metazoa; Arthropoda; Insecta; Diptera; Tephritidae
Gene: Actbeta
Exons: 5
Coding region: 57-5459 (1800 amino acids)
Biological process (GO): SMAD protein signal transduction
Cellular component (GO): extracellular region
Molecular function (GO): growth factor activity; cytokine activity
Source: RefSeq, a predicted model, not a curated record
CAAUAAGUUCUGAAAUCAAUGAACACGGAAUAAGUGAAUACAAAUCAAAUGUGGUUAUGCAAAUAAUAAAAGUAACUAAAUUUUGUAUGGUUUGCUGUUUGAAGUCGAUAUAUUUCGCUAUUGUUCUUCUGCCACUAAUCAGUGCAGAAAGCCUAACCAACGGAACCAGUGCCACGAACGUCUAUCGACCAUGGAAAACAAUAUCAUUAAGAGUUCCAAUAUUAGUCAUCGUAAGAAAUAUAAGCCACCAAUAUAUCACUUCAGUUUUAGAGACAGGUACAUUUGCUACCAUGUACAAUGUGUAUUUCUUUCUCUACAUCCAUCAACAUCUUUGUCGAAGUUUUCACAACAUCCUCAUAAAUGUGGAAAAUUACAACAAAACUCAUGAUACAACUAAUUAUAUUAUAUGCCUCAACAAUAGUAAAAAUUUCCAAGAAAACAAAGACAAGUAUGAAGAUGACAAUGGGAAAAUCAAUGAUUUGAGUAGGAGCGUGAAACAAUAUUGGAAGCGAAAACAACUAGCAUUAAAAAGUAGGCGAGAUAUUACAGGAGUUAAAAGUCAACUUUACUGCGAUGAUAUAUUCGAAUUAGCAUUGUGUAUGAUAACUGCCAUUUUUAUAGAGGUUAUUCCGAUUACUAUUCGCUACGCUUGCAAGAAAACUGCACUUUGCUGGCGAAGGCUGUUCUGCUGUUUCUAUCAUCGAAACUAUACGAAAACACCUUAUUUACGGCAGUAUUUACAUCAGCAGCAUCGUGCUGCCAUUAACUGUUUUUGUGAUGUUUUGAAAUUGAGCGCAAUAAAAUUUAAGAGAAUAUUGGAUCAACAACAAAAACAUUUAUGUAUACUUCAACAGAAUCAUUUAGCCAUUUUUGCAGUGAUAACUGGGGAAAUAUAUCCACUUUUUAUUCAGGGAGCAACUACUCAGUCACCCGAGAUAAGCGUACCAGCUAUUGCCGACAGUUUGUAUAUCUCAGGAGAAAAACUUAUAAUUUUUCCUGCAGUGCCAACAAUGAUGGCAACUACAGCUAUUAUUGCACAGAACUGUAAAAAGUUCUGCCACCAUUAUUUGCUAAAAGCUGUUACAAUAAACCCUAUUACAUUUUCAUUUUAUGCACAAAUCAGAGCAGAUCACGGGCAUUGUAUUAUAAUGCCUAAAGAAAUUCGACUGCUUCCGAAACAGAUAACUUAUCUGAUAUGGGAAAUUAAACAACUAAGGCAGCUUGACGUUUCUUGCGAGUAUAAGUAUUUCGUUUGUGGCGGAAAGAUAAUAGAAAAUAAAUGUGCUGCUAACGAGAACAAGGACCAGACACUGCGGCACAAUCUGAGAAGUUUUGCAAUACUUCUACUAUUGAUUGAAUACUAUGACACUGUAUAUGAAAACUAUGACAAUAAUUAUGCAAAAUCUCAAAACAAUUGUUACUUGAAACUCUUCGAAGAGCGGUUAUUGAAAAUAUCUAAAGAUUGUGGAAUAUUAUCUACACAGAUGAAUAAUUUUAUAAUCGGUUUUUGGAAAAAAGUCAAGUAUGGUCGUGACAUUUCCGUCAUACACACAAAUUCAAUAUUUAAAGAACCACAAUUAGGUGCAAAGCGUAAAUCUAAGCCUAAUUUUGGAAAACAUAUUCAGCCAAUGAAACUACCAAACGCAUCACCAUAUUGGAAUGUGCCAUUUCGCUCGGCAGCAACAUUCACAUGUCAACGCAUACAAGAUGAAGGUACCAAUUGGAAAGAAUGCUUACAGGCUAUAAUUAAAUUCGACCUUUGCUGUUGUUGUUGGAGUUUCUAUUGUUAUCGUCGCAUUAGUAUCUCUGUCGGAGUUUCGAACGGUUUUGGUAGCAAAUGGUAUAGGUGCUAUCCCUGGUAUAGGAGGCAAUAUGCUUAUAAAUUUCUGCACUGCAUAUAUUGCUACUAUUAUUUACAUUGUUAUUAUUCUUCAAUUCAAUAUUGUUGCUACUGUUGUUACUCAAAAUUUUGUAAAAAAUCCGUAAUGUAUCCAUGCAACUGCUCAAAUAAUAAAUCCAAUCAUGACUUCCGUAAGUACUGCCCUAACACCCAGCGAAAUGAAAAGAAAACUGAGGAGCAGAGAGUUUUGCUACAAUUGAAUUGCUUUCAGAAUUUUUUUCGACCACAAUAUCCGACAAAUAUGAACUGUAUAAGUAGCACACUUUCUGCAUUGUACUUCUGUCAUAGAAUUUAUUGGUUUCAAAAUACGCAGAACUGUUGUUCACACAUCACCAAGCCUAACACAUUAGUUAACACAAUGAAUUCGGUAAAAACUGCUUGUGCUGAGACAAUUUCAAACAAAAAGGUUGAUUUUAUCAAUUCCAUCCGAUCUACCGCUAUAUAUUUAAUCAAAUGUGUGUACAUUGAACUAAUUAAGUUAGAAGAUUACAUACGUAGACACAUAGUUAUAGUGCUUCAGACUAAAAUAUCAAUACCCCGAUCGACUGCCCUCGUAGUAAAGAUAACAAGAGAUCAACUGCAACAACAACAACAACAAAUGGUCAACAUUGCACAUGAUCAGCAAUUAAAAAUGAAUUAUUUAUGCAAAAUUUUUUGCAAUAAUUGGAAGAGGCACCGACGGAGGAAACGGCGACGUCGUCGUCGGCGCAUGAAUAAACAAGAGCAGCAGCAACAUCAAUCCGUCCGACUACAGCAGCAAUACAUAAACAAUGAAAAAGAAACGUUAUUAAGUGACAUCAACAGCUCACGUUUGCAUAUAUUGGACUUUAAUGCUUGCAAAACUAUCGCCACAAAUGUCCCUGUGCAUAUGAUAUUAUCAAAAGCACCAACUGUAACAAUGUUGGCCGCAAUGCGUUUUACAAAUACCAAAAUUGCCUUGACCGAUGGAAACCGAAAGGAUGCAAUAAGUCCGUCUCAAACACCUGCAUUGAUUUCUUCACCAUCAUUAACAACGACAGCUAGUACAAGAUUAAGCCGAAGCCGCAGCAGGCCGAAUCUUGUUUGGCUUUUUAUUGGACUGGUCUGGUUUGAAGGUCCAAAAUAUGUCAAUUGUGGUAUACAGAGUACUAGUCAAUCUUCACAAUCUAAUCCUCAGUCUCAAUCACAACCACACGCAGCAACACAUACAGCAGAAACAACACUUGAACCGCUUCCAACGUCGGUCCUACUUUCCCAACGACAACAACCCAAAAUUCCACCACCAGGGAUAACAUCUAAUUUGCUUUUAUUGACACCCAACUAUAAACAAAUAUUCAAAGGAUCGAUGUCAUUUAUACAGAAGGGAUCAAUUGCCGCAAUUGCCAACACCGCUAAGUAUAAAAUUAAGCAAGGGGCAAAGAGCAGUCUUAAUGGCAAAAUAAUGCAUAUUGGCAAUUGUUUCUCUCCGCGAAGACGUGCUUCCAUAAUGGCCACAAAAACAAAAGGCAAGCUGACACAAUCAUACGACAACGAUCCCAUAAUGAUAACCGAUCGCAAACGAUACAACUGGCUCGAACCAGGGGUGAAUGUGGAGGCAAAUUUUUUGGAUGAAGAAGCACAUAGUGCACAUAGCGAUCACGCUCGUCUGGAGUCUAUUAAGAGACAGAUAUUGACUAAACUUGGUUUAAAACAGAAACCCAACGUAUUUCACCCACUUCCAAAGCAAUUUAUAUGGGACACCAUAUAUCGUGCAGACGGUAUUCGCAGCGUUGUCAGUGAUUUAGAUUUCGGUGAAAAUGGAUCACAUCGAAUGGAAUUAAUGUCAGACUUAAAUAGCACAAAAGAAACACGAAGAUCGCAUUCUGCAAAAGCAAAUGGUAUUACAAAUCUUUUACUUAACAGCCGAGGCUUCCAGAAUGGUGAAUUCGCAAAUACGAUUGGUUCAGAUGCCGAAAAAGUUUUCAAUGUAAAUUAUAACGAUUACUUGCAUCAUGCGCGGUUUGACGAGUCUCAGAUAUUAAACGAUAGCCAGUUAACGAAUAAUUUCACAUAUCUUAUGCAUAUUAGUAAACCAAAGCCAAAUAAAAACUUCCUAGGAGUUGAUGAACCGGUAUAUAGUGAUAUAAUUUAUAAUGAAAAAGAUGAUUUACUCGAAACAGAGACCGACGAAUUAAAUCACAAAGUGAACCACGGUAUUCAUAAUGUUGGUGAACCUUAUUCUUAUGGUGAAAACAGAGAUGGGUAUAAUUUACACCAUCGGAAAUAUUCUUUGUCAGCAGAUCAAAAUAAAUACGAAGGUGAUGAUUUCCAAGGCGACACACAAGAGCUCAUCAUAUUUGCGGAGAAAGGAAAAAUGAUUAAACAACAUCGACUAGUUGAGUUCGCACCACAAAGAAAGUACAUGUCAAAUGAAAAAUUUUUUGUUAGAAAAGCUGAAAUUCACAUUCGGAUUGAUAAAUUGACAACAGGGUGCAACGAUAAUGUGAAUAGAAAAAAUCGUGGAUGUGGUGGCAAUAAAACGAAACCCAAACUUUGGAUAUUUCAAGUAAUGGAAAAUAAUACAACAAAGAAGAACUGCGAUAAUUCUCCUCAACUUUGUGUUACAUACGAUGUGGAUAUAAUGAACUUAGGCUGGCAAAAAUUUGAUAUAACACUUACAGUCCGGGACUGGUACACACGAGCACCGACGGAAAAACUGCGACUUCUUAUAGAUUGUACUGGUUGUGGCAAUCAUUAUAUUUUACAUUUGUUUAAUCAGCCAUUGGAGAAUUCGAAACAGAAACUAUUAUAUCUCCAGCAGGAAAAACGAUACCGUUCGGUGAAACGUAAUGAUCUUGUAGUACACUGGAGGCAACCACGUUUGAACCGUAAUAUUAUACCAGAAAGACAUAGUGAUGUUAAAGAGCGAGUAGAACAGCGACCAAAAGCAAAAAUUUCUUUGUUAUGUAAUAGUAUUUUUAACUGCAAUACUAAGAAAAAUUUCACUUCAAACGUAGGCAACUAUAAAUUGAAUAACGUUCGCACAAAAUUAUUUAGGCCGCAUGUAUUUUUAGGAUAUUCAGAUCAGUCUAACCGCCUGCAACCACAAGUUCCUCUGGUCCAAGGCAAACCGAACGUUAAUUCACAACCGCAAAAGUAUACGCACUUAAAAAGUCCAAUUUCAUCUGAAUUAAGUCCUAAUCGACCAUUUCUGGUAUUGCGUACAGAAACGAGACGUCUUCGACGUGUACGACGACGUGCAAUUGAUUGUGUUGGUGCAAUACAUGGUCAGUGCUGCAAGGAAUCGUUUUAUGUGUCUUUCAAGGCAUUGGGUUGGGACGACUGGAUCAUUGCUCCACGUGGCUACUUUGCUAAUUACUGUCGAGGAGAUUGUACAGGUCCCUUUCGCACUCCUGAUACAUUUCAAACUUUUCACGCUCAUUUUAUAGAAGAAUAUAGAAAAAUGGGGCUUCUGAAUGGCAUGCAGCCCUGCUGUGCACCAGUAAAAUUUUCAAGCAUGUCUCUUAUAUACUAUGGUGACGAUGGCAUUAUUAAAAGGGAUCUUCCAAAGAUGGUAGUAGAUGAAUGUGGUUGCCCAUGAAGAUAUGCACCUAACAUUCGAAUAAAAUACGUAUAUAUGUAUUCUUGUAAAAUAUUGGUUGUGCUGAAUCAACUUAAUUUAAAAAUUUUAAUACAAAUAUAUACAGCAGCAAGACAUAUUAUUGCAAAUUCUAAUUCAUACGUACUUUAAUUCUAAGACGAAGCUGCAUCGAAGAAAAUAUACUCCCAACCCUACAACUUUACGUUAUAAGCUUUUUCAUGCUUUUCUAUGAUAUCACAAACACAUAUAACUAUGAAAGUAUGCAAAGGAUUAGAAAUAAAUUUGAAAGAGGUCUGUAUGAUGCAAUUUUUCGUGCUGCUUUUGUAUUGGACUUAUAUUUAUAUGAAUGAAUGCUUGAGUGGAGCUUGUAAUACUUAAGAAAGGAUCUAUAAAUAGUUUUGUGUACAUACGCAAAUAAUUUUGUUCGAUAGUCAACGAUUGGUACUUUCAUAAAAGAACAUUUAUUUUCAUUAAAAAAUCUUUAUUAAUUCUCUUUAUAAAUUAUUAGUUACAAAAACAUCUUUAAACAUGGGCAUAACACAUAUGUAUACCACAUAAUAUGUAAAUCGUUUUUGCACAUAGUCAUAUGUAAAUAAUCAGUAUUAAUAAAGGAAAAAAUAUAUGAUGACUAGUGUAAAUAGAGGGAAAACUUAUUUUUCAUAAAUAUGUGGGGAUGAGAUGGACUUAUAUACAUACGUUACUUUCAAUAUAAUCGAAAAUUACUAAGUAGCAAAUAAAAGAUAUCAUAUAAAAUAGAUCAAUUAACUUUUACAAAUUAGUAUUGCACUGUACAACUCAUAAAGUUUACCAGUUGAGAACUUAUCGCUCACAAUUAAUGUAUUGAUGUUUUUAAUUACAAAAAAUACCGCUCCGACCAAAGCUGAUGAAAUUAAAAUAUAUAUGAAUUAACAAACCAAGAGGUCUAAUUUCUAUACAUAUUAAACAAUAUUAUAUUAUUACUAUAUCACUUUGACUUUGUAAUAUUAGAUAUGAUUGACUGAUUAAUAGUUUAUAUGCAUAUAUAUGCUUAUUCCUAAAUUCUCCAAUACUAUUUCCCAAUUGUAUAAAAUUAAUUUUUUAGCCUCACAUUAGGCAUUGUGUUUGAUAACCCUCAACAUUGGUAUUUCAUGUUUUCUUUUUUAUGCGCGUUCCCACUGACAAAAAGAAUUCAAAUAAUAACAAUCAGAACUUCAUCAACACUAUGUACAUUUAGAUAAUGCACUUGGCUCAGGGAGAAAGUAGAAGAAAGGCAUAUAUGUAAAUAAAAUAAAACGUUGUCUUUUGAAAUACUACAUACAUAUACAUAGAUACGUAUUUGCGAAAGUUAAUCACACCCUAAUAAAUAAAAAAUAUGCAUUGUACAUGUAUACCCUGUUAUCAGAAGUAGUCAAAAUCAAUAUUUGCAAACUCAUUUAAUGAGCUAAAAAUUAACUCUUCCUGAAAAUGCUAGACAUUUUGCAAUUGCUAUUUUUCCAGAUCAAUAGAAAAUUUGAGUUUGUCAAAUUAAAAUAUUUUAACAUAUAAAUUUUGCCCUUUUUUUAAUUUUAUUUAUUUAUUUUUACUUUUCACACCCAAACCAGAAGUUGACUUCAAUAUCUGUAAUAUUUGUUAGUAUCAAGUUGGUAUGUUUCAAAAUCUGUCAAUUGAUAUAUAAUUGAUAAGGCAAAUUCUAGCUGACUAGUUGUUAGUAUGCAAUUAGCAAACUAGUCUCUAGGGUACAUAUUUACAUAUGUGCACACCUGCAUAUUUUACAAUACAAAUACGUGCUAAUGUUUUGUAAGACAAUUGAGACGAAAUUCUAUCUCCACUAUAUGUAAAUAAAAUUUGUUUACAAAUCUCAUAAACUAAUUAAUAAUUAAAGUACAUGA